Molecule: messenger RNA, 642 nt
Organism: Entrophospora sp. SA101
Lineage: Eukaryota; Fungi; Glomeromycota; Glomeromycetes; Entrophosporales; Entrophosporaceae
Source: the annotation of a GenBank genome assembly
AUGCUAGUUGAUGAUAUGGGCGGACAUGGACGUGCUUUAGAAGUAUUACAAAAUUCACUACAUAACAGAGAUAUGGACAAUUGUAAUUUUUUGGAUUUGAUGAAUAAUAUACGUACACAGCUAAAGGAUCGUUACAUUACUGAGGUUGAGACUUCAACUAUAUUCAAGAAACACAGCACAUGGAAAAUGCCUCACUCCCCACAGGAUUGCAGUAUUAGCAACACUUUGAAUAUUUUGUUGCACGUAUUUGAGUUUCUCAAGUCUGAAAUAUUUGAUAGCAAUAAAUGGAUUUUAUUAAGAGAGCUUUAUAAUGGUGCAAGACAUUCAUUUGGUGAUGCUGGGUUAAAAAUUAGUGAAUAUUACAAAUAUUGCAUAAUAAAUGCACCUAAUGCACAAACUGAUGAUUUUGUUUGUGGGAUACGUACCAAUAAAGAUAAAACAGAUGAGUAUGUGAGUGAGGUUCAUCAAUGUAACUUGUUGAAGAAACGUUCAGUUAACCAAAAAAUAUAUAUGGAAGAACAUGAAAAUACAGCAGCAGAUGAUGACAUAUUAUAUUGUAAACGCCCAUUUAAAGAUUUAGAUGAUUGUGAAUCCAGAACAAAAAUCCCUCGAAUGUUACUUGAACAGUUUCAGUUAAGGUAG